Molecule: messenger RNA, 6667 nt
Organism: Xyrauchen texanus (razorback sucker)
Lineage: Eukaryota; Metazoa; Chordata; Actinopteri; Cypriniformes; Catostomidae
Product: C2 domain-containing protein 3-like
Exons: 34
Coding region: 82-6603 (2173 amino acids)
Biological process (GO): centriole elongation; cilium assembly
Cellular component (GO): centriolar satellite; centriole
Source: RefSeq, a predicted model, not a curated record
AUUUAUGAACGCAACUGUCAACAAAGUAUGAAAGCUUUGAGUGAUUUAUUGUAUAUAUUCAGGACACUCUCGAUGUGAGGAAUGAAGAAUAAAAAGGUGAAACACUCAAAGUGUGUCAGCAACAGAAAAAGAGUGCUCAGUGAUGUGUCUCCAUCCACCAGUAUUCCUCCUCUAGUGGAGGGGCAGCUGAGAUGUUUCCUCAGGGUGACAGUGAGUAAAGUGCUGUGGACAAUCAUCAAACAUCCUCCUGUGUAUCUAAUCCGACUGCGAUGGUGGGGAGAGUCUUCCAACGGCACCUUCUUUAGGCCCAGAGAUGGAAACGUUGAACAGAAAGGUGUUAAAUCCACAGCCCGCUUUCCUGUAAGAUGUGGACCAAAACAGCUGACGUCUUAUCUCACAGAUAUGGGCUCAUUGCUGCUGGAUGUGCUUACAAAGGUUGAUCAUUUGCCUAUCGCUCGAGCUCAAAUCCCAGGGAUUGCCCGACUCUCUUUGUCUCACUCCAUAAAUGGAUAUUUCACUCUUAUUUCCCCAACAUCCGAAAAACUUGGGGAACUCCAGGUCACACUUUCUCUCGAACCAUUAACGGAAGGAUAUGACAGCAGUAGCUCAGUACCUGCGACAGAUAUGAGCUUUAGUGCUCUGGCUCCUGCUCUAAUAACUGACCAGAACAUGCCUGUGUUGACAUCCCUGGAUCAGCCUCUCCCGAGUAACACUAAGAAGAAGACAGUUGACGUCAGGUCUGUCCACAUGCCCCGGGGGAAGGAUUACCUGUAUUUUCAUGAAAGCAGUAACAUUGUGCCAUCUUCCUCUAGUGGAAAACCUAAAGUUGUUUCUGGUCAAAUAUCUGUUGACGUUUUGUCAGUUCUUCUUGAGCGUGGUAGCAAGCUCAGAAAUGCAAUGGUGGUUUCAGCCUUGAAGACUGAUGUAGAGUCAGAUGUUCCUCUGAAGGACAUUCCCCAGCCCAUCUCCAGAGACAACACUGAGGCUUUGCCACCCAGACCUUCAUCAGGACAGUUUCUGGAGAACAUCCUUCAAUCUGAACUCCAGCAUCCUUCUCAAGACCUUAAAGAAGCAAUUCAGCAAAGAGCCAAUAUGGAGGAUAUGGCUAUGGAUCUGCUUCUGGGAAGUGUUAAUGGCUCACCGCUGCAGUUCUGGGAUGGAGAUGGUUCUCCUCCACAGUCUCUUUCUGAUCACAGUAGUGUGCUUAUGGACAGUGAGCUCAAUGACCCUCAAUAUGAUCAAAGUCUUCUUGAGAACCUAUUCUACAAAGCUCCUAUAUCAGAUGAGUGUUUGGAAGAGGAACACCAGAGGAAAUGCACUGUAGGGAAGACAGUGCACACACGCCUAGAUACAAAUGGCCGGCUGGAUCCUGAUUCCGAAGCAGAAGAUUGUUUCCCUGGCCUGAGUGGGGAUAAGAUCGCUUUACUUGGCGAUGUUCGUUUUGCCAGAGUUAACAUCAGUGAGCUAAAAGUUCCCAAAGACACAAGUUCUAACAUAUCAAGAAAAGGAAGACCACCUCGCACCCGCACCACAAAGCAAUGCUCUUAUAUUGUAGAGUACCUCUUCCCACUGGUCUCUACCGAAUAUGAUGAUGUCAGUCUAGUGCCUUCAGAGUUCACAAAAGUCAUCUCUAGUAAAACUGUAGAGGGCGUGGUGACGUUUCAGCAUCAAAGUUUGUUUCCCAUGAGGUUCAGCGGGUCCUCUAGUAAACAGUGGUGGAAGAUAAACAUCUCAUUCAAGAUCUACUCCAAAAAUAGCUUUCAAAAGACACCCAUUCUUAUUGGAACAGCAACGUUUCCUCUGAGCACUCUUUUGCAGAGUGAAUUUCUGAACAUUUCUGCUGCCCUGCCUGUUCAAAGACCAGAUGGAAACACUGAAAAACAGGCAGUUGGCCCGCUAAAGGUUUCAUUUGAACUUGCGGUUGACAAGAAUGACUUCACCACCAAAAAAAGGUCUGGAAGGAAAGGGCUGAAUCUGCAAAAAGCCCCCAUGUCCUGCCUGACUGAAAAGGAUGAUGGGCAGAAGAGUUUGUUUGUGAGUAAUCACAGGAGAGACCCAUCUCCUAGUGCAGAACUUCACCCAGUCCAGAGUAUCCUGAUGUCUCAAACCAGAUCACGAUCUACAUCGCCAUACCCCAGACACCAGAACUUUCCUAACAAGCCUUUGCAACAGGAAGUGGAGGAGACUGAGAUUUUGCUUCAUACAUUACUCAUGGUCCCUGAAGGGAAAGAAUUUAAUUGUGCACCUAUGCAGCCCAAUUUCUACUUGAAUUGUAAGCUGCUCGGAUCCGAUGAGACUGCUCAAUCGGCAAUCAGCUGGGGACAAAAACAUCCAACAUUUAACUUUGUCCAGGUGGCUCCAAUCACUCUGACCUCCAGACUGUUGGAGAGAAUGAAGAACAAUGUAAUGGUCAUUGAGGUUUGGUUGAGGGCCAGAAAAUCAGAUCAUGAUAAACUUCUAGGCUUAGUGAAACUACCGCUCCACCAGUUCUACAUGUCCUUCAGAGACCCCAAGAUCUCCAAGCUGCUUUUGCAGUCUCAGUAUCCAGUGGUUGGGGUGGACAGUUAUAUGCCUGUCAAUGAUGUGUUCACUGGAAGCACUAGUGGGAACCUCAGUGUGUGUUUAGCAAUGGGUCUAGCUCAGCAGAUCACAGCACUACAGCGAAUGAGAGAUGAUCUGACCUGCGUAAUGCCGCUGCAUCGACCAGUUCACAUGUUAGACCACCAGACACACACAGAAAAAAAGGCUACGUCAGAUGUUCUUCGUGAGCAUGUUUUCAUUGUCCAAAUAGAUCGAGUCAAGGGUCUGAUGCCUCUACAAUCCACAGUGUGGGGAGAAGCUGACUGCUACAUCCAGUACUCCUUCCCUGCACAAACUGAAGAGUCACAAGAGGACAUGGAUCCUAAUGUUGUUGAAAGCAAUGUGGAUCUCAAGACAUUCUGCACUGAGACCACCCUCUGUGUGCCUGACCCAGUGUUUGGACAUAUUGAGACCCACAUCCUGCUCGCUUCUCCAGAUGUCCCAGUGCAGAGAUUGCUGCUCAGCUCACUGGCCAAUCAAGGGUUGCGGAAUGGAGGAGGAGUGCAGUUUGAGGUUUGGUGCAGGUAUUAUUACCCAAAUGGCAGAGAGCAGCUGGUAGCCAGGGGGCUGCUGCCAAUGUCCAAACUGUGUGCCAUGGUCACAAUGCAGAAGCAGGGUCAAAACGAUACACAGCUGUUCUCCCUGCCAUUGGUACAAAGAAUGAAAACUGUUGCAUAUCUGUGUUUGGUUGUAGGACUGCUUGAAGUGAGCGUUCAGUACAAGUCUCGACCAUUGAGAAGUGUUGGAGUGAAGAGUGGGGUCUUGCCAUCCCGCAGAGUGAUUUUGGUUAUGCAGUUGCACAGAGCAGCCGGGCUGCAAGCUGCAACAAAAGUUCUUGCAGAUACAGACAGUGCACUUCAGUAUUACUCUGAAGUGGGAGUCAACUCCUUUGUCACCAUGCAGUUGCCCUUCCUGCCAGACAGUGAGGUGCGAAGCACACGCGUGGCAGCCAGAAGUUUCUGUCCAGUGUUUGAGCAUCACACAGAGUUUUGCUGUAACCUGCUAGUUCAAAGAGAAAGCGGGGAGAGCGUCAGUCUGGCUGAACUGCUGCAAGACGCAGUGGCUGUAUUCACCAUUUACAACAGAGACACACGCAAAGUGGUCGAUACAACAAGAUCCAAGGACACUGUCUUGGGCACUGUGAAAAUCAAGCUUGCAGAUCUGAUUCAUAAAAGAACUGGCAUAUCUGGCUGGUACGGUCUCUCUCUACCUCAGAACACGACAUCAUCUCAAAAGCCGACUUCAGCAGGAGGGCUUGAAAUCUCUAUUAACUUUUCCCAUCACACAGAUAGAGAGCGUGUAAUCAGUUCGGCUCGUGGAUUGGGAUGGGAUGUGGGGCAAAACAGUGAAGAUGAGGCAGACAUAGAUGAUGAAGAUGCUCUGAUAACCAGCACAAAGACUCUGGCAUUAUCUAUUUCCAUGCCUAGAGCAUGGCUGCCCUUCCAUUGUCUGCUGCUACCAGGUCAUGAAGGCUUACAGCGUUCCACCUACUGCUACUACAGAUACAAACUGUACGACCAGGACACCUUCUGCUCAGAACUUCGACAUCCUGUUCUGGAGAAUGAUGGAGAAGAAGGUCUGGCCACAGUUGCAUUUCAGGGGAGCAGAAGUGUGGUUUUUAGGAGGACUCAGCCUCUGCACUGGUACCUGAGGGAGGAAAGGCUGGAGGUGCAGUUGUGGGUGGCUUUUGGGAAGGAGAAGAGAGUUCGACCUCAUAAUGCAGACCGUCUGCUGGGCUCUGCCUUUGUGGACCUCUCUGCUCUUGCUACAAGCUUGAAACACCACCAAACAUUGAGCGGUGUUUACCCUUUGUUUAAACGCUCUGCUGUGAACCUGAGUGGUGCUGCGCUCAGAGUCCAUAUCACUGUGACUACAGACUCCAUACCACGUGAAUCUCAAGCUGUUUCACACAUAGAAAAUCUUCACAGCUCAGGAAAUGAUGAAGGGGAUGAAAGCAUUCCCACCACAGUGCUGUCCAGACCAUCUCAAUCCACCAGCAGACAGCUAUUCAAAUCAGCUAUAAGCACUGAGCCUCCACCAUCCUCCACCACAGAAGUCAGCACUGAGGACACAUUCAUAGCCAACAUUACUGUGGACAGAGCAAUGCAUCUAAGUCUAGGGGGUUGUCCUCUUGCUGAGCGGGAUGGAGGUUUGCCCAUUUGCUGUGUCUCUUAUGCCACUGCUGAGGCUUCUGGCACAGUGACCACAGCACUGGUUAAAGACAGUGUCUGCCCUGUUUGGGACCAUCAACAAGAAUGCAGGCUUUCAAAGGAGCUUCUUUUGGAUCCCCAGCAAUUCCUGGUUUUCAAAGUUUGGCAUAAAGGAGAGUUGGAGCGGGUGAUUGGAUUUGCAUCUGUAGACCUGUCACCGCUCCUGUCGGGUUUUCAGUCAGUGUGUGGCUGGUACAAUAUCACAGAUUUCAGUGGGCAGUGUCAGGGACAGCUGAAGGUGUCUGUGUCUCCUCUGAGGGCAGUACAGGAGUUACGCAGCCAGAGACAACCAGUACCCGAGACCACUGCCCCAGACUCUAGUGCUCUGUUUAGUGCUCUGCCACUCUGUUAUCAAACCACAGCGACCUAUAACAGCUUCCCCAACCACAUCAGUCAAUUCUCAGAGCAGAGGUUCACCACACCUCUUGAUCAACUUGAAAGACCACUCUCUGAUAGGUCCGGCGUGGUAGAUCGUCACGACGAGCACUUGAACAACGUAAGGUUGUUCCAUCAGACUUUGCACGAGGGCAAAAGAGCUUCUCGUUCCUCUUUGGCUGGAGACUCCCACCCUUCCAGUUCAACACUCUUCACUGCCCUCAGGAAAAACCUCAGUGAGCUGGAUGAUAUCCAAAGAUAUUUCAACCGUAAAUUGUCGACUCCAGCAUUCCCAAAGCUGAGCGAGCUGAGAAGAACCUCCAGGCAGGAGCACCACAGGGACUCGGAGACAGACACCACGCAACUGCUACUGAAGUCCAGUCAGCUGGUUGGAGAGGUCAAUAACGUCAUAAAAGGCUUAAGUGACUACCAGACUGAAGGAACGGCAACUGUCCAUACAAUCUCAGAUACACCUGCUGUGGUUCAAGGGACUUUACACUCUGGGGUUGAUCAACUGAUGUUAUCAGAAUCUGAGAGCUAUGAGACAGAACCUAACUGUCAUAAACACUCAGAAAUGGUUUCGGAAGAUGUUUCCCCUAUCAGCUCUCUUACUCAUAGAGAGACCAGACAGUCACAAGCACCUCCAGAAGAUGAAAAGCUCCAUCACAGCCCAUCUGAUAGAGAUGGAGAUGAAGAUGAGUGUAAAGAAGAGGAUAAAGAGGAAGAAGACUUUGAGGAAACCUUGAUACAGCCUCGAACACUCAAUGAGGUCACCUCAGUCACAGACAGAACCAGCCCCUGGACCAGCCUACUGUCUGACCCAGAUAUGGGAUCUCUGGAGAGUCUAGAAUUAGUGGAGAAUUAUUCUCAAGGAGAGGAGAGAAACACCAGAGAAUGCUUACCGGGAAUUAAACCACAGUCAUUGACUGCAGAAUUGCAUGGCAUUGAUUCUGAAUCAGACCUCGGUGAAAGAUCUGAAACGGAUCUUGAUACAUUUAGGAGUGAAGCGGAUAUUGUCGCAGAUGACUGGGAGAAGCAGCAAUCUCCAGACGGUCUGGAUCGAGACUGUACUCACUGUAAUAUUAGUGAGGAUGAGGAUUGUGACCGAAGGAACAGUGGCGCUGAAGAAAGAGAUGAAAGAUCAAACUUAUCUCCUACCACAGAGUCUGACUCAGAAACAGAUGAGAAGAGAACAAAACCUUACGAGCCUGCAGAGAUUCCAAAUUUCUUCUUGUCGGCUCACCAUCUGGAGGCAUCCAUGAGAGCUUUGAGGAUGGCACCUGUUUUCCCUUCCUCCACAGAAUCUGAGACUUUAAAUCCUGGUAAUCCAUAUCGAAGAAGGACUCGACCCAGACCCACCAUCACUCCGUUACAGAGGAGUGAAGAGACAAAAAGAAUUGCAAAAAUAUUUGCUUCAAAGUUUACAGAAGGGAGUUAGUGCACUCUUCAAAAUUAUGUAAAAUAUGUUCAACGUUUGACUUCUUAAAUGGUUAUUUAUUUGA